Molecule: messenger RNA, 1140 nt
Organism: Impatiens glandulifera
Lineage: Eukaryota; Viridiplantae; Streptophyta; Magnoliopsida; Ericales; Balsaminaceae
Product: putative RING-H2 finger protein ATL21A
Exons: 2
Coding region: 1-1140 (379 amino acids)
Molecular function (GO): polysaccharide binding
Source: RefSeq, a predicted model, not a curated record
AUGGCCUUCUUCAAUCUCUUCAACUCUUUGUUUGUUUUCAAUAUCAUCAUUCUCAUCCUUCCUAUUUAUGCCAAAGAAUCGUGCAAAUCUUCUAAUUGCACAAAUGAUAAUCUUCAAAUAAGAUUUCCAUUCAUACUAAAAGGUCAACAAGAUCAAAGUUGUGGCUAUCCCGGAUUCAAUCUAACUUGCGAUAGCCAGGGAUUACCAUCAAUAGACCUUCCAUUCUCAGGGCGUUUCUUAGUACAAAACAUUUCCUACAAUCAACAAGUAAUAGAACUCUACGACACGGACAAUUGUCUCCCAAAAAGGCUCAUUGGAUUGAAUCUUUCGGGUUCUCCUUUUAUAGGUACUUACUACUACUAUAGGGAAUACUCAUUAUUAAGCUGUCCAUUUGGAUUCAACUCUUCUUUGUCAUAUACUGUCAAUUGCCUAAGCAAUUCCACAAACACUGUCAUUGUUGUUAAAGAGGGGUAUGCUACACCUUACUUUUUUCCAAAUUGCAAGAAAAUGGUUGCGUUUAAUGUUCCGUUCCCUGGAGGUGACUAUAACUUUAUAAAGAGUUUCGAUUACAAUUUUGAUUACCUGUGGCUAACAUGGAAUAAUCCGUAUUGUCGGUAUUGUGAAAUGGAUGGUGGUGUUUGUGGUCCUACGAGUACUGUCGGCCAAGAUUUCGAAUGUAUCGUAAUUUAUCCAAAACCGGCUUCUCAUGCAGGGAACAUAAUAAACAUGAACAUGAAGGUGAAGAAGAUUUUAAUUUCAUUUGGCAUUACUGCUAUUGUAGUUAUUGUUGUGUUUGCUUGUUAUAAAUUUUAUAAAGAAGUGAAUUCGCAAAACAUUACCAAUCCGGUGAAUAUAAGCUUGAGUUCAACAACCAGAGGAGGCUUAGAUGAUUCCACCAUUCAAUCCUAUCCCAUUGUCAUAAUCGGAGAAAGCGGCCUCAGCCCGGGACUCAACAACAAGAUCUGCCCAAUUUGUUUGUCUGAGUUUCUCGCGAAAGAGACUGUUCGGUUCAUACCAGAUUGCACACACUGUUUUCAUUCUGAAUGCAUUGAUGAAUGGCUUCACCUCAACCCAUCAUGCCCGGUUUGUCGGAUUUUACCAACUCAUGUUCAUUCUUCCUUUGGUACUAAUGUCCAAUGA